GAUCGUAGGAAAAGGAUGGAGAGGAGAAGAAGAGGGGGAGGGGGAGGGGGAGGAGGAGGAGGAGGUGGAGGAAGUGGGGGGGUGACAGUAGUAACAGCAGCGGUGGCUCUGGCCACGGCCUGGCUGAUGGUGCAGGGUGUGGUGGGUGCAGCCACGAGCGAUCCUCUCCGUGCCUCCCACCUCACCCUCGAUCAAUACUCCCCCCCUUCACCCCCGUACAACAACCAUGGACUGCUCGGGUUUUACGGAAGAAGAAGCAACAACGACGGAAGCUCCACGGAGGAAACCGAGGACCAACAGCAGCACCAUCAGUAUCAACAGCAACAGCAACAGCAACAGCAGCAGCAGCAGCAGCAGCAGCAGGUUAACCGGAAGUUCGAGGAUGAUUCUCUAAUCUAUCGAUCGAUCGACGAUCGUCAUAACCGACGUGGCUCGUUCGUUUCGUUCUCGGCCAAUGAUUUGCCGAUAAGAAGGGCUUACGAGCAGGAUAACGUAGGAACGAUCUCGAGAGACCCGUCUGGUAGGAUCGUUCCGCAGAACGACAAGGAGACAUCGAAACAUUUAUUCGGUAGGAAUGAAUACGAUGGGAAAAAGCCCGGCGAUGAUUACGUUGCUCCACCGAGCGAAAUGGACGAGCCCUUCGUGGCCGACGAAACGUUUCAGGACGAGGGUCCUGGUUCGGUAGAGAUAUACAAAUUGGAUUUGUUCGAGGAUAGGAAAUCCUUACCGAGUCGAACGUCUAACGUAAAGGGCGUAAUAAUGACGGGGUUGACGGGAUUAACGUUACCGACACCGACACCGAUUGCGACAUCGUCUACGACGAAAAUAGGUAAUAACAAGAGGAAAAUGCCAAAGAAAAUUUCAGGGCUAGGUUGGAAGCUUGGAAAAUCGUCCAACGGAUUGUUCAAGUCAACGACGGUAACCAUAGGUGCUAGCGGUAAUGACGACGAUGCGGACGACAGCAGCACCACCAAUAAUAAGGACGGCAAGGACCUUCACGGUAGAUCGAAUUUCUUGGAUUCGGAAUUAAGGUCGGAAAUACCGAGUAACGUUGAAGCUUUUGGAGUCGGGGGUGUUCCCGAGUUACAAGUUGGUUGCGAGGGUCUCGAAGCUCCUUCCUCGUCCUCCUCUACUUCCUUUUCUUAUUUCUCACCCUCUUCUCGCAAACUAAAGAGAUCCGUCGAGAGAAUCGAGAAAACGGGGGAAUCGAUUGGUAAGGCCGAACAACCUACGGCCCCGUUCAACGUCGUACCGAUACCUCUAGAUCUCGACUACGAUAUAUCGGCCGAAAGUUACGAGGAAAUGGACGAGCUCUUCAAGUUGAAGAAGUUAGAGACCGAGCCUAAGAGAAAUAAAGAGAAUCGUGGCGACAUAGACGCUAUGGUCAACGAUUUUUUGAUUCAGGAUAGAAACGUUAAGGAGAGAUUACCCGUAAGAGGUGAUCUUGGUAAUUCGAGCUUAUCGAGCGUCGUCGAAUCGAUUAAAACCGUGAACGAUUUGGAAGAUAGAAGGGAAAGGAGUAGUACUAGUAGUAGUAGUAGUAACAGUAGUAGUAGUAACAGUAGUAGUGGUGGUGGUAGUAGUAGUAACAGUAGUUUGUCGUUAUCCAACACGGAUACGAGAGAAUACGUUUCGGGUUUCAAUGGUCGUUCUCGAAAGUUGUUAUGGGUCGACAGUGAAAGAGACGACUCCGGUUUAUGGGGUUACGGCGAGGACGAAGGUGUAGUGUCCAGCGACGAAUUGGAUACCGAACAAAGACGACGACAACAGCAGCAGCAGCAGCAACAACAGCAACAGCAACAGCAACGACAACGAGAAAGACAACGACAACAGCAACAACAACAACGGGAUAGGAACAUGGUCAAUGUUCAAAUCGAUAAGAUUCGAGAGGAAUACGAUAGGUUGUUGAGACAGCAAAGAAUAGAGGAGGAGGAAAGAUUGCGAAGGGUCAAGGAACUCGAGACGAGGAGAUCAACGACGUCGGACUCUGUCCGAGAGGAGGAAGAUAGAAGAAAGAAAUUUUACGAGGAUAGAACGAGAACGGAGGAGUUGCGUAGACGCGAGGAGGAAGCGAGAAGGAGGAAGGAGGAGGAGGAACAUAGAAGAAGAAAUCUGAUAACGGAGAACAGCGGCGAUUUGAAGGAGAUAAGGAAUCUGGAGAACAGAGUAAAGGCCUUAAUGGCCAAGGAAGAGGAGGAGCAACGAAGAAGGAUAUGGUUGGAAGAGGAGAGAAGAAGACGAGAGAAGGAAAUGGAGGAAAGGAGGAGGAUGACGAUAGGAGGUGUACCAGCGAAUUUGAUGGCUCAACGAUACAACGAUUUUAAUAGAAACGAAAGUAGGAAGAAAGCAGAGGAAGAGGAGGAGAAGGAGAAGGAGAGGAGGAGGAAAUUGGAGAGAGAAUACGUAGAAAGGAAUCGUAUUUUGGAGAGGCAGAGAAUGGAGAACGAAAGAAGGAGACAGAUGUUGGAGGAAAGGAGAAGGGAGGAGGAGGAAAGAAGAAGAGGGCCUACAACGGAGGAUAGAAGGAGAAUCGAAGAGGAGAGGAGGAGAAUGGAGGAGGAAAGAAAGAGGAUGGAGGAGGAAAGGAGGAGAGGGUCGUUGGAGGACGAAAACAGAAGGAUGGAGGAGGAAAGAAGAAGGCAAGCGUACGAGGAAGAGAGAAGGAGAAUGGAGGAGGAAAGGAGAAGGCAAGCGUUCGAGGAAGAGAGAAGGAGAAUGGAGAACGAAUGGAGAAUGAAGGAGAACGCGGAGGAAGAGAAUAGAAGGAGAAUGGAGAUGGAGAGAUCGAGAAGUACGGAGGAACGGAAUAACCUGACGCGUGACAGAAACGACGAGGAAUAUCGAAGAAGAAGAAUAAUAAUGGAGGAACGUCAAAGGAGACUCGACGAGGAGAGAAAGUUGCAGGAGUACGUGAGAAGAAAUCAACCGGUCGAUAUCAGGACCGACGGAGCUAGAGACGAACGUUUGAACGUUUCACGAAGAUGGAAGGAGAAAAAGCAAGAGGAGGAAGAGGAGAAGAAGAGGAGGCAGAUGGAGGAAAGGGCGAUGGAGGCUGUCAGGCAAAUGAAUCGAUCCAAUAGAUACCCAAGUUCGGGAUACGAGAGGAGAGAGCACGGUCCAUCUGCCCCGACUUACAUCGAUCCUAGAAGCUCGCUGGACGAGGCUAGAAGGAGACAAGAGACGGAGGCCUUGGAACGACGACGAAAAGAGGAAGAGGAGAAAAGACGGCGGAUAUUGGAGGAGGAACGAAGAAGAGAGAUCGAGUAUAGGAGGGAACAGUCGAGAAGAUACGAGGAGGAAAGAAAGAGGAUGGAAGCCAGCAGACUCGAGGAAGAUAGAAGGAGACAAGAGGAGACCAUCGAGAAUCAAAGAAGAAGCGGUACGACGUCGUCUGUGACAUCAAGAGUCAGGCCGACCGUUACCGAUUCUGUUACUCCUGUUUUGGAGAAUUUGUACGAUCGAAGAACCACAGAGAUACGUCGGAGGGAACGACUCAGAGAGCAAAGAGAACGACAGAGGAUCAGGGAGGAACAAGAGAAAAGGAGACAGGAGAUCAUAGCACGACAAAACGUACGACGUCAGCACGAGAACAGCGCCAAAGCCCAAUGGGAAAGAGAAGACAAUAGAAGAAUUAUGAAUGAACAACAUAGGCGGCACGAAGAAGCCAGAUUAAACGCGUUACCGGUUAGCGCUAGGAUAAUAGUUCAACCCAAAGGAUCCUCGGCCCAUUCAAGGCCGACAUUCACGUCGAGGGCAGGCUUUGAAAACGGGAUCAAUUUCCCGAACGUGAGUUCACGCAACAAUGGAGGACAAACACCGAUAUUUCCAACGACCCCUACGACGAGUCCAUACGUUCGGAGUCCUAACCCUUGCGUCUGGGCCGUCGUUCAUUGCUGUCCAACUAACACGAAUCGUCUCGUCACGUGUUUCGAAUCGCUCGGUUGUCCCGGAGUGAAUUGGGAUCCAAAUCCCUGCAGAGAAGCCGUCGCGGAUGCUGCGAGAGAAGAGGUCAUGAGAUUUUACAAUUCGGAAGAAGAGGACAACCGUAAUUGAGUGACCCCCUACUAACUAUCUAUCUACCUACCUACCCACCCCAAUCUUCCCUUCAACUUUCGAAGUUUGUUAAAUUCGAAAUCAACCGCGUAUGAACGCGACUUUCCUUUCUCUGUCACACUUUUUUUUUUAAUUUCUAUCGAUCUCUAUUUCUUCUUUUCCCUUUUAUCUCUUUUUAUCUUUU
Molecule: messenger RNA, 4237 nt
Organism: Vespula pensylvanica (western yellowjacket)
Lineage: Eukaryota; Metazoa; Arthropoda; Insecta; Hymenoptera; Vespidae
Product: trichohyalin-like
Exons: 4
Coding region: 16-4053 (1345 amino acids)
Biological process (GO): regulation of transcription by RNA polymerase II
Cellular component (GO): nucleus
Molecular function (GO): transcription cis-regulatory region binding
Source: RefSeq, a predicted model, not a curated record